CCAUCCUGGAGCAGACAGACCACGCUACAUUUCUUCUCCCACAAUAUUUUUUUCUUUUCUCCCAAGUCCAAGGCGAUCCUCCCGCACGCUCGAGAAUGUUCCGCAACCCGCGCCGCGCCGCCCUACUCCUCGCCGCCGGCGCCGCCGCAGCGGGAGCCGGGCGCCUCCUCGACCGCGGCGACUCCGCCACGGUCGUCACCGUGUCUGCCUCCGCGCCGCUCCGCCAUCUCCUGUCCACCGCCGCCACGGGGCUCUUCUCCAGCAACCCCCUCUUCGCGCCGUGGCAAGGGGAUUUUACAGGGAGUUUCCCUAUACUAAACUCUUUUGCAUCUGCAUCGGUUCCACCCGCAAACCUGAGCAACCAUGCCUCUGGUGGAAACUCUGAUGAUUCGAGAUGUUGCCCAGGAUGUCUAGGCAGAAACUCAAUUGCCAAUGCUGCAGCUGCAGUUGGUCCUGCUGUGGUGAAUAUUUCUUGUAUGCAAGAAAAUGGAUGGUUGCGAGAGAAGAGCCUUGGAUCAGGGACUAUAAUAGAUCCAGAUGGGACCAUAUUGACAUGUGCCCAUCUUGUUACAGAUUUUCAAAGCACAAAACCAGGUCUAAAGGGGAAGGUUAGUGUGAGUUUACAAGAUGGUCGGGAAUUUGAAGGCGUAGUUCUCAAUUUUGACCACCACUCAGAUAUCGCUGUUCUGAAGAUCAAGUCCAAGACACCUUUACCAGCUGCAAGACUUGGAUCCUCAUGUAAGCUUCGACCAGGUGACUGGGUUGUUGCUUUGGGCUGCCCACUUUCUCUUCAGAAUACAGUUACAGCUGGCAUUGUAAGUUGUGUUGACCGGAAAAGUAGUGAUCUGGGUCUUGGAGGAAUACGAAGGGAGUAUCUGCAAACAGAUUGUGCCAUCAAUAUCGGUAACUCUGGAGGUCCUCUUGUGAACCUCGAUGGCGAGAUCAUUGGAGUUAAUGUGAUGAAACUUAGGGAUGCUGAUGGUUUGAGCUUUUCAGUACCGAUUGACUAUGUCGUGAAAAUAGUGGAGCACUUCAAGAAAAAUGGGAGAGUUGUACGCCCGUGGCUUGGUUUGAAGAUGCUUGAUCUUAAUCCAAUGGUCAUUGCGCAACUUAAAGAAAGAUCAAGUUCUUUCCCAGAUGUAAGCAAAGGUGUGCUUGUUCCAAUGUGGAUUACCAGGUUACACCAGGCUCGCCAGCCGAACGUGCAGGAUUUGCUCCUGGGGACGUAGUCACUGAAUUUGAUGGUAAACCAGUGGAAACGAUCAAAGAGAUCAUUGGUAUCAUGGGGGACAAGGUUGGAGUGCCAUUUAAAGUUCUUGUUAAAAGGGCGAACAAUGUACCUGUGACUUUGACAGUUACGCCAGAGGAAGCAGAUGCCAGCAGGUGACCCACGAUUAUCUGCUUGAGGUUAAUGAGCUCAGAGGAGAAUUUGCAGUACAAAUAUAGUUUUCCUUAAAAUUUAUUUUAUGCGGCCCAUGGACAUUCUGUUGAGUUCGAUGUAGGCAUGGGUAAUGGACAUUCUCCUUCCUCAUAAGGGAAAGAAAAACUUAGAAAUAGAUAUGGUGGUGCAGUGUUUGACUUGACAAAAUGUGAAACUCAUCGAAGGAUGUGGAUGUGGAGUUUCGUAAUCUGUUCAAUACUUAUGAACAAAAUAGGCAAGAGUAGCAGUAAGGUGUGUCUGCAUCUUUUGAUAGAACUGUUUCAGAAGCAUGGUAAAGGUGGGCAAGAGACUGAAACAGCAGAGUUGUCGAAUAAUUUUUACAUUCUGCGCUGGCACUGCCAAAACCUUAAAUGGAUGCAUGAUUCGCAUAUCUGUUUGGAAGCAAUGUUCUUUUUUUAGUGGAA
Aegilops tauschii subsp. strangulata is the source of this 1845-nucleotide messenger RNA. Its product is annotated as putative protease Do-like 14. Gene Ontology annotation, biological process: proteolysis. NCBI's taxonomy places the organism in Eukaryota, Viridiplantae, Streptophyta, Magnoliopsida, Poales, Poaceae. Gene Ontology annotation, molecular function: protein binding; serine-type endopeptidase activity. The record is from RefSeq and is a predicted model, not a curated record.